Messenger RNA from Paramecium tetraurelia, 764 nucleotides. RefSeq lists its product as uncharacterized. The record is from RefSeq and is a predicted model, not a curated record. Lineage: Eukaryota; Ciliophora; Oligohymenophorea; Peniculida; Parameciidae. The transcript has a single exon.
AUGAAUUCAAUAAUGAAUUUUAUUAAAAAUAAUAUAAAACCAUUUCUAUUGACAUCUGGAAUAUUUGGUAUAACUGGCUAUGGCUACUUGCAGUACACAGCAUAUCAAAAUAAAAGGGAAUUAUAAAUCAAAAAGGAGAACGAAGUAGAGUUCAAAGACAAUACUCGUCCUCAAAAUUAGUACUUUGGUUUAAGCUACGGAUUCAGGGCAGACCAAAUUGUGUUGGAUAGAUUGGACUCUGGCGAUUUGGUGUUUAUGAAAUUCGAAUGCAUGGAGUGUAUUUCAGUAAGCGAUAUAAUCAAAUGUCAAUAUUCUCAAUUCACUAAACCAUAUCCUCAUUAUGAUUCCUUGGGAAUAAUCUUUAGAGAUAACAGAAAUGUUUAUGUGCUAUACAAUCGAUUUGGAGACAUCGUAAUAGAAGAUUAUGCUGAAUUUUUAUAAAAUCCAUUCUGGAAUGAAAUUACAAUCAGAAAGAUAAUCACAAAAAAUGAAAUUCACAAAACUCUUAAACCUCUCUUCUACAACGAAGAUUAUAAAUAAUAAUUUGCCAAUAAACCCUUCAUUCCAAUAGUACUCAGAUCAACCGGUUUGAUUGAUUAGAAGUACCAAGACAAAUUAGAUCAAGUGUAUAUUGAGGAUUUAGAUGUUGAUGAAUUCCCCUUUUUUAUUGAUGGAACUUCCCUGGGACCAAAAAUUAAUGUCAGAACUAAAAGAAACAAGGACCUGGAUGCUAAGUGAAAACAAUAUAAAUAUAUAAACAUAUC